UGUAGUAGAACUCAAGACUUAUGGUUUGUAACCUCAGAUAUUUACUCCAGCGACUGUAAUCCGUUUCUUCCUUACUUCGUUUCAGUGGAUGCAUUCCUACCGCAGAAAAGGACGCGGUUCUACCUUGAUAACCUAUUCGUAUUUAAAUAGUUUGUUUUAUUUGUUGAUUUACUACGACACUUUCUUUAAAGCGUGAAGACACGCAAAGCUUGAGAUUCUAGAGUCAUUUGUAUUAAGUGGGGUCCGCAUCAAAAUGUGUGGUGUGUUGCCCUUUUAAAUAUCCGCAUUGAACGGACAGUGAUUUGACAUUUCAGCAGCGGUAGAGACCUCCAAUUUAACCGAGACAACGACUGGACCACGCGAUAGAGCAGGUGACAUAAGCAGUUUUGGGACUAAUUUCUGGAGCCUCAGGAUCUCAACAUGCCCGUGGCGUCUGCUGGCUCCGAUCCUGCUGUGCAGCAGGUCCUGGACACUCUGAGUGACAGCACCAGCUCCACCACCGCCAACGACCUGGACCUCAUCUUCCUCAAGGGCAUCAUGGAGAGCCCGGUGGCCCCGGAGAACCCGGAGGAGAUGAGGCUGGAGGCGGUGCGGGACAACAACGUGGAGCUGGUGCAGGAGAUCCUCAGAGACCUGAACCCCUUCACACACCACAGCCAGGCGGCCGCAGAGCUCGCGCGCAUCCUGAGCGAGCCGCACUUCCAGUCCCUUCUGGAGACUCAUGACUCUGUGGCCUCCAAAAGCUAUGAAACCCCGCCUCCCAGCCCCUGCGCCUUCAUGGACGCCACCAUCAGCACCCAGCCGGUGCCCCCCGACGCGGUCAGGAUGGUGGGCAUUCGCAAGGUGUCCGGUGAACACCUGGGCGUGACGUUCCGCGUGGAGAGCGGGGAGCUGGUGAUUGCCCGGAUCCUGCACGGCGGGAUGAUCGACCAGCAGGGCCUCCUCCACGUGGGCGACAUCAUCAAGGAGGUCAACGGCAAGGAGGUGGGCAACGACCCCAAGGUCCUGCAGGAGAUGCUGCAGGAGGCCAGCGGGAGCGUGGUGCUCAAGAUCCUCCCCAGCUACCAGGAGCCGCAGCCCCCCCGCCAGGUGUUCGUGAAGUGUCACUUCGAAUAUGAUCCCGCCAAUGACAACCUGAUUCCCUGCAAGGAGGCGGGACUCAGGUUCAGCAGUGGAGACAUACUGCAGAUCGUCAACCAGGAGGACCUCAACUGGUGGCAGGCGUGUCAUGUAGAGGGGGGUAGUGCUGGGCUCAUCCCCAGCCAGCUGUUGGAGGAGAAGAGGAAGGCCUUCGUGAAGAGGGACCUGGAGCUGGCAGCCGCAGGGGCGCUCUGUACUGGCAUGGGUGGGAAGAAGAAAAAGAAGAUGAUGUAUCUGACAACUAAGAACGCAGAGUUUGAUCGCCACGAGCUCCUGAUCUACGAGGAGGUGGCGAAGAUGCCCCCGUUCCGCAGGAAGACCCUGGUUCUGAUCGGGGCGCAGGGCGUGGGCCGCCGCAGCCUGAAGAACAAGCUGCUGGUCUCGGACCAGCUGCGGUACGGCACCACCAUCCCCUACACCUCCAGGAAGCCGAAAUCGGGCGAGAAGAGCGGGCAGAUGUACAGCUUCGUCUCCCGCAGCGAGAUGGAGUCGGACAUCAAGAGCGGCCGCUACCUGGAGCACGGCGAAUACGACGGCAACCUGUACGGCACCAAGAUCAGCUCCAUCCACGAGGUGGUGGAGGCGGGCAGGGUCUGCAUCCUGGACGUCAACCCGCAGGCGCUCAAAGUCCUUCGGACGUCGGAGUUCCUGCCGUUCGUGGUGUUCAUCGAGGCGCCCGACUUUGAGGUCCUGAAGGCCAUGAACCGCUCCGCCAUCGAAGCGGGAAUCGGCACCAAGCAGCUGACGGACAGUGAGCUGAAGAGGACGGUGGAUGAGAGCCGAAGGAUCCAGAGGGCCUACGGCCACUACUUUGACCUCACCAUCAUCAAUGACAACCUGGAGGGCACUUUCCGGGCCCUGAAGGCCUCGCUGGAGCAGCUGGGGGCGCAGCAGCAGUGGGUGCCCGUCAGCUGGGUAUUUUAGCAGCGGCCACGCCCGAUCAGCAGGCGCAGGCUGAAAAAAGAGAGGGGGGAGAGAGAGAGAGAGAGAGGGGGGGCGUCGUCCAGUUUGGUACAGCACAAGCCUCAAACAGAUUUGGGAGCCAGCGAAAGACGUCCGAGCAAUCCUGAUGGAGAAACCACUGAAGCCGAUCUCUGAGAGCCUCCCCUACUGGCUGGCGGACCAAAUUGGCAGUCAAAAUCCAUCAGGAUUUCACCCUCAGACUUUUGUACAAAUAUCCUUUUUCAGACAUGGUUUUUAAUUGUAUUUUUAAUUUUGUAAAACAAAGAGCAUACUUCUCUAUCUAUAUCUGUAUCUUUGAGCAAGAUGUAUCAAAAGUAAUAUGAGGCGCAGCGUGCAUGUGAGUGUGUGUGUGUGUGUGUGUGUGUGUGUGUGUGCGCAUGCGUGCUUGGGUUAGUAUUUAUUUACAGAUUGGGCUAUAGUGCUAUGUGUCUUUCGGUGUUAAAGCUGACCAUGUCUCAGUGGUUAUUGUUUCAAUAGAGGGAAACUUCUCAAUCUCUUCUGAAAUGGGCAAUACUUAAUCUGCAGUGUUGACAAUGAGCAGUGUUAGUUUAGUCUCUAAGUGGUCAGAAUAAAUAUACCAAUUGUACAGGACUGAAACAUAAUAGAUUUUAGGGCUUAUGGUCACAUACCAUAUGUUGUAAUUGUAAAUACACACACACAUAUACGGACAUGUGCACACAUAUAUAGACACAUCCCUGUUCCACUUACGAAUCUGUUAGCAUUAAAUAUAUCGCUUUGAAGGAGGGUUUCUCCCCCUCCUCAGACACAAAUGUUGGUUUCUUCCCAAGAAUUUCACACAUUGCAUUCAUUAUUCUGUACAUUCAAAUAUUGGUCAAGAACUGGAUGUUCAGUUUUCAUCAUAUUGAAAACACAAUGCAUGGCACUUACAACAUACGGACACACAAACACCGACUGUAAACGUACGGUAGCAACUUCUAGCAAGUGAGGAAAAAAUACGUCAUUUUUGUUUGUGUUUGUCGCUGGACACUAGUACUACCUCACUGGACGUUUUAUGUUUCGGUAGUACAGUGUGGUGUGAGACAGUUAUGUCAGCAUUCUCUUUUACUUUCUUCCUGGACAUCAUGUAAAGGACUGUGGAGGACCUCUUUAUGAACAGAAAGCAGCUGAGCUUAGAUCACAUGCCUGUCUGUCUGACACAGAACUGCUAGAGAUGCCCUAUCAGCGAUUCGCUGCAAAGUGUUCAUCUGUUACUGCGUGCUACUUUUUAUUUGCCAUUUUCUUUGUACGCCAUGCUGUAUGGAGCUUCUAGAAAAUAUGAACUGUGAUUUCCCCCCCCCCCCCCUUGUGUUGAUUUUGCUGACUGUACUUUGACAUUCCGUGAGGGGAUUAACCCAUGUUCAUCUCUGUUACUGCCAGGAAUGACACGUUUUCGUGUGGAAGGUGUGUGUGCGUGUGUGUGUGUGUGUGUGGAUGUUAGACACAGAUGGAGGGAGGUGGUUGGAUUUGGUGGAAUGGGACUGGAGGGCUGUGCAGCUUGAGGUGAAUGAAGAGGAAUGUGAGUAGAAUCAUAAAGACUGAGUCGAAAUUCCAUGUGGAUGCACAGGUAGUUCAUACACAUUAGAUGUCAAAUGUAUGACGCCUUUUGGACCAGCUUUUUCAGACAUGUGUUUUAUUUAAUUAACUGGAAGAGCUAUAAUAGAUAUCAACCCUACAAAAAAUGAACAUUAACAUGAACAUUAAUAAAGGAAUGUUUUUUCAUACAAUAUCUUA
Anguilla rostrata (American eel) is the source of this 3834-nucleotide messenger RNA. It is a transcript of the gene mpp2a, whose product is annotated as MAGUK p55 scaffold protein 2a. Lineage: Eukaryota; Metazoa; Chordata; Actinopteri; Anguilliformes; Anguillidae. Gene Ontology annotation, molecular function: protein binding. Gene Ontology annotation, cellular component: cell-cell junction; plasma membrane. Bases 421 to 2064 code for a protein of 547 amino acids. The transcript has 13 exons. The record is from RefSeq and is a predicted model, not a curated record.